Choloepus didactylus (southern two-toed sloth) is the source of this 6501-nucleotide messenger RNA. It is a transcript of the gene LRRC37A2, whose product is annotated as leucine rich repeat containing 37 member A2. Gene Ontology annotation, molecular function: protein binding. The record is from RefSeq and is a predicted model, not a curated record. The transcript is spliced from 6 exons. Lineage: Eukaryota; Metazoa; Chordata; Mammalia; Pilosa; Megalonychidae.
AUGUCCCUACUGGGGUUCCUCUUCAUGCUACAUCUUCUGUGGCUGCUGGUCAAGGCGGCUCAGCCUCCAGGGUCAGCCCUGGACUCAGUCAAGCUGACCUCCGACCCCCCAGGACCCGCUGAGACCUGGUCUUUGCCCUCCCCCCGUCUCCCACCUGCAUCGCCCCGUGCACUUACACCCCCACCCGACUACCUGGCGUCCUCGGCUCCGGGCCACAUGUUGGCUCGACCUCAGGACAUCACCGAGACUUUGGUUCCACUCCCGGACACGGAUUCAGCUCUAGAGCUGCCCGCAAGGACCGCUCAGUUUGCGCUUCCACUUCCGGAUGUAGAUGGCAACCGAACUCGGCACGAAAAGCUCCCGGAGGCGGGUCCAAUGCUACACUGGCUACAGAAGGAGGCCCUAGCCAUGCCUCCUCAACUCAAAAGUGGGAUUCACACUCCAGGUCUGAAUCAAGCUGAAGAUCACGAUUCAUAUGAAAUACUUGUUCCACCUGUAGAGGACAGUAAGAAUCCAAAACAACCUAAGUUUAUUGUUUCACCCCCAAACCUGAAGAAAGAUCUAGCUCAGCAUCGUCGGCUUGCUAAGGUUGUUGGAAAUUCAGAUCAGUUAGCACCCAAAGCUCUUCAGGACCAAUCCUACGAGUCUGAUCUUCUAGAUCCAAGUCUGGACAUGUUCUAUUCUCCAGACCACCUACCUUUGGAGUCCCUAGACAACCUGGAUCAGCUUCCAGAGCUCCCUGAGGACACUCACAGGUCGGGAGUUUUAACUGGACAACCAAAGCCCAAUGUGGAGGUGGGACAAUCUCAAACCCAACAAGAUGCCCCAGUUCAGCAUCCGGACCCCCCUGGGAAAACAGAACUAUCUCCAGCCCAGCAGGAGGACCCACAUCAUCCUUUGGACACCCCUGAGGAGAAUGAACCUCCUCCUGUCCAGCAGGUGGCCCCAGCACAGCCCUCCAAGACCCCUACAGUCCAGCCAGAGGCCCCAGCUGAACCUCCAGAGCCGCAAAAGGAGGUUGUAGAUCAACCACCAGAACAUCUGGCAGCUCAGCAUUCAAACUUGCCCAUCACACAUAAACAUAUAGAUCUAGAGCUUACCAUAAUUCCAGAAGCCACUAAGGUUGGAACUUCUCCAAUAGAGCAGGAGGCCCCAGCUCAGCUUCCAGAGCCCAUUGAAGAGGGUGAGGCUUCUCCAGUCCAGCAGGAAGGCCAAGCACAACAACCAGAGCCCUCUGAAUAUGCCGACAUUUCACCAAGCCAGCAGGAGGCCCCAGCUCAGCCUCCAAACACUUCUGAGGAGGUUGAACCUUCUGCCAUCCAGCAGGGGGCCUCAGUUCCACUGCCACAGCCUCCAGCUCAUCCUCCAGAGCCUCCUAAGGAGGUUGAACUCUCUCCAAAUCAACAGGGGGAGCAAGCUCAGCCUCCAGAGCUUACUGGGGAGUUGGAGUCAUCUCCAAUCCAGCAGGAGGCACAACCUCACCCUCUAGAACCUCCUGAAGAAGGUAAAUAUCCACCAUUCCAGCAGAAUUCCACAACUGAGCCUACAGAGCACACUGAGGAGCUCAAGCCUCCUCUUGUCCAGCCAGAGACCACAUUACAGCCUUCAGUGCCCUCUAAUGAGGUUGCAGCUCACCAUGAAGUGCAUGAUGAGGUGACAGUUUACCCUCCAGGUCUGCAUCAACCUCAGCAUUUAGAAUUGCCCAAUGUUACUGUUAAGCCUGUGGAUCUAGAGCUUACAAUAACUCCUGUAGCCACUACGGAGGUUGGACCUUCUACAACCCAGCAGGAAGCCCCAGCUCAGCCACCAGUGCCUCCUGGGGAGAGUGAACCUGCCCCCACUAAGGAAGUUGAACCAUCUUCAAUUCAGCAGGAGGCUUCAGCUCAUGCUUCAGAGCCCAUUGAGGAGACUGCACCCUCUCCAAGCCAGCAAGAGGCCCCAGCUCAGCUUCCAGAGCCUCCUGAGAAAGUUGAACAUUCUGCAAAUCAGCAGGCAGCCCAGGCUCAGUCUACAAAGCCCCCAUUGGAGGGUGAGCCUUAUCCAGUGCUUCAGGAGGCCCCAGUUCAGUCUCAAGAGUCUACCAAUGUUGAACCUCCUCCACCCCAACAGGAGUCCCCAAUUCAGCUUCAAGAGCCUGCCACAGAGGGUGUUGUUCAGCCUCCCAUCCUUCAUGAGGUGACAGUUUCUCCCCCAGGUGAAGCUCAGCAUCUACAAUUCUCCAAUGUCACGAUUAAACCAGUGGAUCUGGAGUUUACCAUAACAACAGAGGUGCCAGGUCAGCCUCCAGAGCCCCCUAAGGAGUUUGAACCAUCUCUGUUCCAGCAGGAGGUGCCACCUCAGAUUUCAGAGCCUUCUAAAGAUGUUGAACCUCCACAGGUCCAGCAGCAGUACCCAGCUCCACCUAUAGAACCCUUUGAAGAGGUCAAACCUUCUCCAGUCCAGCUGGAGGCUCCAGCUCAGACCACACAGCACCCUGGGGAGUUUGAAUCUCUUCCAGUACAGCAGGAGACCCCAGUUCAGCCAUCAGAGCCUGCUGUGGAAGGUGUAGCUCAGAGUGAGGCUCAGUAUCCAGUAUUGCCCAGUUCCACCGUUAAACCUGUAGAUCUGGAGCUUACUAUAACCCCGGAGACCACCACAGAGGUUGAACCUUCUGCAGUCCAGCAAGAAGUUGGUGUUGCUCAGCCUCCAGAGCCCCCUAAGGAGUUUGAACCAUCUCCGGUCCAGCAGGAGGUGCAACCUCAGAUUUCAGAGCCCUCUAAAGAUGUUGAACCUUCACAGGUCCAGCAGCAGUUCCCAGCUCCACCUAUAGAACCCUUUGAAGAGGUCAAACCUUCUCCAGUCCAACUGGAGGCUCCAGCUCAGACCACACAGCACCCUGGGGAGUUUGAAUCUCUUCCAGUACAGCAGGAGACCACAGUUCAGCCAUCAGAGCCUGCUAUGGAAGGUGUAGCUCAGAGUGAGGCUCAGUAUCCAGUAUUGCCCAGUUCCACAGUUAAACCUAUAGAUCUGGAGCUUACUAUAACCCCAGAGACCACCACAGAGGUUGAACCUUCUGCAGUCCAGCAAGAAGUUGGCGUUGCUCAGCCUCCAGAGCCCCCUAAGGAGUUUGAACCAUCUCCGGUCCAGCAGGAGGUGCAACCUCAGAUUUCAGAGCCCUCUAAAGAUGUUGAACCUUCACAGGUCCAGCAGCAGUUCCCAGCUCCACCUAUAGAACCCUUUGAAGAGGUCAAACCUUCUCCAGUCCAGCUGGAGGCUCCAGCUCAGACCACACAGCACCCUGGGGAGUUUGAAUCUCUUCCAGUACAGCAGGAGACCCCAGUUCAGCCAUCAGAGCCUGCUGUGGAAGGUGUAGCUCAGAGUGAGGCUCAGUAUCCAGUAUUGCCCAGUUCCACAGUUAAACCUGUAGAUCUGGAGCUUACUGUAACCCCGGAGACCACUACAGAGGUUGAACCUUCUGCAGUCCAGCAAGAAGUUGGCGUUGCUCAGCUUCCAGAGCCCCCUAAGGAGGUUGAACUUUCUCCAGGCCAGCAGGAAGCCCCAGCUCUGCCUCCAGAGACCACUGAGAAGGUAGAACUUUCUCCAGCUCAGGUAACCUUAGUUCUACCUCCAGAACCCUCUAAGGAGGUUGAACCUUCUCCAGUGCAGCAGGAGGCAACAGCUCAGCCUCUAGAGCCUGCUAAGGAGGUGGAACCCUCUUCAGUUCUGCAGGAGGCCCCAGGUCACACUCCAGAGCCCACUGAGAAAGAGGAAGUAUUUCCCAUUAAACAAGUGUCCCCAGCUCAGCCUCCAGAGCCUCCUCAAGAGGUUAUAGUUCAACCUCCAGCAUAUCAUGAGGAGACAGUUCCACCUCCAAAUCAGUAUCAAACUCAGCAUUCAAAUUUGUCCAUUGUCACAGUUAAACCUGUGGACCUGGAGCUUACCAUAACUCCGGAACCAACUACAGAGUUUGAACAAUUUACUGCUCCACAGGAGACAACGGCUCCAUCUCCAGAGCUCCCUGCAGUGACACCUCCACUUCCAGACCAAGUUGAGGCUUAGCCUCCAAACCUGACUGAAGUCACAAUUAAACCUGUGGACCUUGAGCUUACCAUAAGUCCAGAAGCAACUACAGAGAUUGAACAAUUUGUUGCUCUACAGGAGACUACAGCUCCAUUUCCAAAGCUCCCUGAGGUGACAUCUCCACCCCCAAACCAAAUUCAGGCUCAGCAUCCAAACCUGACUGAAGUCACAGUUCAACCUGUGGACCUGGAGCUCACCCUAAGUACAGAACUCAAUACGGAAGUUGGACCUUCAACCAUGCUGGAGAUCACUACUCAGUCUCCAGAGCCACCUAAGGAGGUUAUAGCUCAACUUCCAGUGUAUCAUGAGGUGACAGUUCCACCCCCAAGUCAGGAUCAAGUUCAGCAUUUAAACUUGCCCAAUGUCACACUUAAACCUGUAGAGUUCUACAGUGAACCCACAAUGGAGGUUGAACAUGCUGUUGCUCAGGAGGAGACCACAGCUCCUUCUCCAACACACCCUCAGGUGACACUUCCACCUGCAGACCAGAUUCAGUCUCAGCAUCCAAGCCUGACAGAAAUUACAGUUAAACCUGGGAAUCUGGAGCUUACUGAUACUCCACAACCUAAUGUGGAGGUUGAACCUUCUCCAAUGAAGCAGGUGUCCUCAACUCAGCCUCCAGAGCCUCCUCAGGAGGUUACAGUUCAACCUUCAGAAUAUCAUGAGGAGACAGUUCCACUUACAAGUCAGGAUCAAAUUCAGCAUUCAAACUUGCCUAGUGCCACAAUUAAACCCAUGGACCAGGAGGUCACCAUAACUCCAGAACCCAAUCCGGAGGUUGAACCUUCUCCAACCAAGCAGGAGUCUCCAACUCAGCCUCCAACACCACGUAAGGAAGUUGUAGCUCAAUCUCCAAUACAUCAUGUGGUGACAGUUCCACCUUCAGAUCAGGAUCAAGUUCAGCAUUCAAACUUGCCCAAUGUCACACAUAAACCUGUAAACCUGGAGGUCCCCAUAAUUCCAGAAUUCACAAUGGAGGCUGAACAUUCGACUACGGCUCCAUCUCCAAGGCAGACCAAGGAAACACUUCCACCACCAGAUGAGUUUUGGGAUUUGCAACCAAACCUGACUCAAGUCGUACCUCAACCUUCAGUUAUAGAGCAUUCCAUAACUCAGCCCCCAAGGUCAUCUGAAGCAGGCACUGUUCUUCCAUCUACUCCAUCUUCAGUGAGGCCAUCUGUAAAUUAUCCUCCAGAAAAGGUGCUCACAGGCUUACCUGAGCAACAGCUACAGGCUCUCAGUGCAGAAAAGAUGCACAUGAGUUCAACUGUCCAACGGGAACAGAUGGACUUCCCAGAUUACUCCUCAGAAGAGACACAGAAGGGUUUCCCUUUGCAAGGAGGACAGACUGUCACUGCAGAUUACCCACUAGAAAAGAAGCAGACAGGUUUAACUGUGCAACAGGAACAGUCUCCUGUCACAAGUUACACCCUAAAAAAGGUGCAAAUGAGUUUAACUGCACAUCAGCAAGAGUCUCCUAUUGCAAAUUACACCCCAAAAAAGUCACGUAUGGGUUUAGCUACACGACAGAAACAGAAUGUCACCAAGACCAUCGACAUAUGUGAGCUCUGUACCUGCAAAGAUGAGACACUGUCCUGUUCUGGUCUGAGCCCACGGCAGAGGCUGCAUAGAAUCCCUGUGCCAGAGCCCAGCACCUACAAUGGCACCUUCACCAUCUUAAAUUUUCAAGGAAACUCUAUUUCUCACAUUGAUGAAAAUACAUGGAAGGCAUACCGCUGGACUGAGAAACUAAUUCUCAGUGACAAUUAUUUGAGCGAAUUACAUAAGGAUACAUUUGAAGGCCUGCUAUCCCUCCAAUAUUUAGAUGUAUCCUGCAAUAAAAUACAGUCUAUUGAAAGACGCACAUUUGAACCACUACCUUUUUUGCAGUUUGUAAAUCUUGGUUGCAAUUUACUCACAGAACUCAGCUUUGGAACAUUUCAGGCUUGGCAUGGAAUGCAGUUUUUACACAAGUUCCCUAUAAUUUGCUUCUGCAAGCUUCCUCAGUUGCUUUCAUCAUAAUUGUUCACCACCAGAGGUCCAGGAAACCCUCCUACUAAUCAGAGACCCUGGGAAUGAUGCAGAAAAGUACUCUAACCUAACAAUAAUAAACAACAUUUAUUUAAGACUUACUGGGAACUCAAGUACUUAAAAUGUUCUAUCCUGUUUAAUCUUCACAAUCUUCUAUGAAUUGGUAGUGAUAAAUCUCAGAUGUAUCCAAAAUAAAGUCUCUGUGGCACAUUGUGAUAUUUGUUUGUCUAUUUCUCAUGUCCUGAGGUUCAUUUUGGCACCAGAUAUAAGGCUUUUCAACAUCAGGCCCUUGCCCUUAAUAGAUCCUGAUGCCAAGAACUAGCAAAUUACUACUUUGGUUUCAAUGGACAGUCAAAAAGGAUCACCGAGGUAAACUUUGCAGAUUUUCUUUAACUAACCAGACUCUCAUUU